AUGAGUGGUGGUGAGCUGUGCUUUGUGAAUCAACCACCCGUUGCUUAGGUAGGUGAAGUUGAUGAUGACGAUGAUGAUGAUGAGGUUGCUGAUGUGAGGGGAAUGCUUGAGAAUGUUGGAGAAUUCAAUAAAGUCAAUCCAAAUGUCUUCCCAAAUAAUCCGACAAUUACACCACUCAUUUUAGCUGUGAGGCUAAAGUACCUUGACAUCGCAAAUGAACUAUUGAUGAAUGGAGCAGAUGUGAAUGUUGUUGAUGAAUUUGGACGGACUGCGUUGCUUGUUGCAAGUGCUAAGUAA
Messenger RNA from Rodentolepis nana, 297 nucleotides. The record is from the annotation of a GenBank genome assembly. Lineage: Eukaryota; Metazoa; Platyhelminthes; Cestoda; Cyclophyllidea; Hymenolepididae.